Sinocyclocheilus anshuiensis is the source of this 1172-nucleotide messenger RNA. RefSeq names its product protein SSUH2 homolog. Bases 8 to 1045 code for a protein of 345 amino acids. The record is from RefSeq and is a predicted model, not a curated record. NCBI's taxonomy places the organism in Eukaryota, Metazoa, Chordata, Actinopteri, Cypriniformes, Cyprinidae. The transcript is spliced from 12 exons.
AAGAAACAUGUUUGACGGCAUCCCAGGAUAUGAGGGAAUUGCGGCAGGUGGAGGUGGUGCGUAUCUUCCUCCUCCAAUGCCUUCUGUGCCAAUGCCUGUGCCCGAACACGCUUCCAGCCAUCCAGAGUGGCACAACAACAUUCCUUCCAUCUCAGAGGGAAGAGCGCAUCAAGCUUUUGAAGAGUACGUCUCCAGCAAGUGCUGCUAUAGUUCUGCCCCGGUCAGAGAGGGGGUCAUAACUAAUAUGGAGUCCUUUAAUACCUACAGGUAUCGUUUGGAGACAUUCACAGAGUCCAGAUCUACUAAAUGGAGUCAGGAGCCUUACACGGGGCAGCGUGUUGAUGCCGGCAUUCAGCGUCCUCCAGGACCGUGGGAGAUCGCAGCUCAACCUCCGUCCUACUUUACUGACCACAAGGAGACCAUUAGAGUGCCUUACACUUCCUCAGUCAAGAAAUGUAACCCGUGCAGUGGAAUGGGAAAAAACUCCUGUUCUUCCUGCACUGGAACUGGAAGUAAAGUGUGCUCUGGAUGUAACGGUUCUCGUCAACGUCCUGAUAAUGAGUCCUGCAAUAAAUGUGACUAUAGAGGACGUGAAAAAUGUAGUUCAUGUAGCGGCACUGGCUUUCACAAGUGUGACUCCUGUGAUGGAAAGGGACAGCUGCUCAUCUUCAUCAGCCUCAAAGUUAAAUGGAGCACUGAGAAGGACGAUUACGUAGUGCAAGAUUCGAGUGGACUGAGACCAGAAAAGCUGGGGAAGGUUUCAGGAAAGGAGCUCUUCAAAGACGCCCAGAUUAUGGUCUAUCCAGUGAUGGGUUUCCCUGAUGUUUCUGUUGCACAAGCAUCUGAACGUUUAAUAAGAGACCAUCAGGUGAAAUAUACCAAGAACUCCCGCAUAUUACAACAGAGGCAGACGAUUGAGCUCAUUACCAUAACGAGAGUGAAUUACACAUGGAAAGAGAAGUCCUAUGUUUACUGUGUGUAUGGAAAUGAGUUGAAAGUGAACACUGAUGACUAUCCCGCCACCUGCUGCUGUUCUGUCAUGUGACUCAACAACAACGCUGUACAUGCAAACAUCAAAACCGCUGACUGUACAUCCCACAUUCAUCACAUCUCAAACCGGACACACAAAACACCUGUCAGAGAUGGCUAUUACUCCGUAUUUUAAAACUGUU